Messenger RNA from Encephalitozoon cuniculi GB-M1, 2793 nucleotides. RefSeq lists its product as uncharacterized. The transcript has a single exon. NCBI's taxonomy places the organism in Eukaryota, Fungi, Microsporidia, Unikaryonidae. The record is from RefSeq and is marked provisional. The coding region runs from base 1 to 2793 and encodes 930 amino acids. Gene Ontology annotation, molecular function: protein binding.
AUGACGGGCAUCAAGGGCUUUAUAGCCUUCUACGAGCAUUUAAAGUCGCAGGGAAAAGGCGAUUUAGAAUUACGAGCCGACGAACUGGAAAGAGCUGUGAGGGAAAUGCUGAGGAGAGCAAAGAUAGCAAACUUCGAAGAGUACAUACGAAGCUACAAAUACAAGAGAAGAGGGCUGGACAUGCUCCAGAAAAUGAUGGUGUAUGGAAGGAGAGACCCCGGAUACAGAGCAUUGAAGGACAUGUUCAGAAGCAGCAUGGAGCUCCUUGGACACUCAGGGCAGGUAGACAGAAUAUGCUUUGACCAAGGAAACAGGUUCUUCAUGUCGGGAGGUGCCGACGGGAUGGUUAAGCUGUGGGAUGUGCACUCCGGGUUUCUAGUGCACAGCUUUAUAGGACACAGAAACCUUGUGAGUGACCUCUGCGUCAGUAGCGACGGGAAGGUCCUGGUUUCGUGCGACAUCCAUGGGCUGCUGAGCAUUUGGUCCCUGGAGGAGUUUGAAAUACUCUUCCAAUUGGGGCUUGAGUGCGAGAUCAUCUUCACGGAGUUUUUCGACACAAAUGACACGUCGGCCUACAAUCUGAUUGUUGUUCUGUCGAGAGGCAUCAUCAAGACAUACAGAUUUGAUGGCAAGGGAGUGAUUUCCGAGUCUGAAAACCUUUGUCUUCUCGACGAAGCAAUAAAGGGGCUGUGCUUUACGGAAGGAGGAAGGUUUCUUCUGUGCAGCGGGUGGUGGCCAUUCCUUGUUGUUUUCGAUACCCAGAGCUUCGACGGAUGCAUAAUUCUUGAGACCAAUGGGAUGCCUGUGAACACGAUAUGCGGGGCCAAGAGAGGGCUUAAGAUUGCAGCGGCGUGUGACUCCCAGGUAUUCCAAUGGACGUUUUUUACAGAGGGCAAUUCUGGGAUGGGGAACUUCAAGAGGAGAACAAAAGAUACAUCGCUGCAGGGUCACUGGAAGAGAUCGAUUAUUAAGAUAGACAUAGGGGAGAACGAGUCUGUUGAAAGGAUCUGCUACCUCAGGGACAACUUCCUUGUGUGCAUAUGCACCGACUUGAAGAUAAGGAUAUUUGCAGGGACAGAGCUCAGAUGUGUUAUAGACACGCCAGAGAUGGGGAUUGCAUACCCGCAUCCGCUGGAGAAUGUAUUUGCCCUUUGCGGAAGCAGCCUGAGGAUAUACAACAUGCAUGACCUGGUCUAUGAAGAGGUGCUGAGUUUUACAAUCAACGAUGCCCAGUUUUCGAAUGACGGGGAGUUCUUUGUGUUUGGAGACGAAAGAGGGGUUAUAAAGGUGCUUUCCAUGAAUUUCUUGCCCAGGCCUCCCAAGGAGCAGUUUUUUCUGUCUGAUCUUGAUCACCUCAGUUCUGCCGAGUGGAGGGGUGUUGUCAAGUGCAGGAAGGAGUCCACAUAUGAGUCGGAUAGAAGAAGAAAUGAGGACUGGGUCCUGGUGGAGUAUACCAUCACGGGAAAGUCGAGCAGUUGUACAGGAGUUGAGGAUCUAGGGUCGAGACAUCUUGUGAAGGACUUUGUCAAUCUCGAAGCGUUUCGGAGAAAGUACAUGAAUGCCCCUCUGCCAGGAGAGGCACAGGUUGUGGAACAAACAACCAUGUCGUCGGAUAGCAGUGUUGACCUGCUGGACGACUCAUCCAGCGGGCUGUCUGAGGAAUCGGCUGACUGCAGCAGCGAGGAAGCAGUGGUAGAAGAGAGGAGGGCGCCUCUUCGGAGAUUUCUUGUUGAUAGCUCGGAGUCUUCCGAGAGGAUACCUAUGCUAAGGAGAAAUGCCCAUGCGGUAGACGACAGCGAUGGAGGCCUGGAGCCGACCGGGAUGGUGAGAAGACUGAGAAGGUUCAACAGGCCCAGGUCUGGUGUGGAUGAGGAGAGUGGGAUUCGUUUCUUGUCUUUAAGAGGAGGCGACGGUGUGGCCGGAGAUGCUCUUGCACUCUAUACAGGGGUUUAUGGUGGCAUCAAUGAUAGUGAGAGAAGUGAGGUGUGUGAGAACAGUGACGACAGAUAUGCGGUCGGACCAUCGGAGGCGCUGGGGCAGAACGAACAGGGGCUGAAGCAGUAUGUUCAGUCGUGGCUAUCGUCUCCAGGAAUGGUUCCUCAACCUGGAGAUGCUGUGUACCUGAGCUCCGAGGGUCUUGAGGAGUUCCAAGCAUUUGACACGAGGAGAAGGUUCAGGAGUCCCGGGAUCUGCUCUGGAUACUACGAGGUGAGGACUCUUGAGGUUGUCAGAUACAGUCCGCCGUUUCUUAAGGUAACGUUAGGUCUUGGGGCAGAGGCUUUCGUGGUAAAAUACUACAGAUAUCCUGGGGCGUCACCCGUGCUACUGCUGAAGGAGCAGGUGGACACCGGCAUCGGAGACUCUGUAAGCUUUGUAUCGAACGGAAUAAUAUCUCAAGGAAGGGUGUCUGGAGUCCGUGGUGUCCAUCUUGUUGUCGACUCUGGAGGAAACUCUGUGCUGGUUGAGAGGCCGGACGUGCUAGUUCCGCGGAUGCUGUUUCCGGAGGAUGUGAAGAUGGAGAUGCUAGGAGUGCUUAGGCAGAAGAGGAUGCACAGAAGCCUCUAUGUGACUCUGAGAAGGGAGUCGAAUGCAUCGUACUACGAAAGUGUUGCAUCUACUGUCAACCUGGGAAUUAUCGAGGAAAAGAUCCAGAAUGAUCUGUAUCGCACUGUCGGAGGUUUGGAGUUUGAUCUUGGAACUGCAGCCAGCAACUCGUUGUAUCUGGGGCCGGUGCUCCAUGGGCAUUGCCAGCAAGUUGUGGAUGGAAUCCGGUUGAUUAUAAGAAGUAUCUGA